UUUCGUUGCUGGACAACAGACAACUAGGGAUACAAACUACCGCCGUCCGGGAGGGCAGGAAAUCAGCCAUUUUUGUAGUAACAACUUCAUGGAUCCAUCACUGACGAGGACGCGCUUCGUGCGCGUGCACAAACUUGGGCGGAUCGAGACUCCAACAUGACCAUAAGAAACGUGCAGGAUCAUGGCCAGCGUUACAGACCCAGGAUGUCUUGUCUAAAAAAGAUGGAAGCUGUGGUGCUGGAAAUGCAGGACCCUAAGACCGGGGUGAAGUCUCAGACCCAAAGACUUGUGAUCACCACAAUCCCUCAUGCUAUUACAGGAGAAGAUAUAGUUAAAUGGAUUUCUAAUCGUUUCAAAGUAGAUCUUGCUGAGGCACAAGCCUUGGGCACCAUGAUGGUGGCCUUUGGAUACAUUUACCCAUUGCAAGAUCACAAGAGACUCGUCAUCAAAUCGGACGCCUCACUCUAUCGUUUUCAGACACCAUAUUUCUGGCCUGCACAGCAGUGGCCAGUUGAGGACACUGAUUACGCAAUAUACCUGGCAAAGAGAAACAUACGUAAAAAGGGGAUGUUAGAGCUUCAUGAACAGGAGCAGUACAAUCAUCUACAUAAAUGGAUGAACCACAAGUGGGACUUCAUAGUGAUGCAGGCCAAAGAGCAGUACAGGGCAGGGAAAGAGAGAAAGAAACCAGAUCGAGUGGUUUUUGACUGCCAGGAGAGAGCCUACUGGGUAGUACACAGACCACCGCCAGGAACAGUUAGUGGGAUGGACUAUGGACUGGAACGACUUGUAGAUCCCAAUCUGGAGGAGAAAAAAUCAUCUGACCUCUACAGAAGAAUAAUCAUUUUCACUCAACAGUGCAUCAUGAGGCCAAGAGUGAAGUCAUCUGUGUCUAUUGGAGCUCUUGUCAAGUACACAACAACCUACAAACAGCACGACCCUUUCCUUUAUUCAAGCCUACCAAGCAACCCGUGGUUAACUGAUGAUGUUACAUACUGGAACCUUAACAUGCCAAAUGUUGAAAAUCCUACAAAAAUGAGAGUGGAACGCUGGACUUUUAGCUUUGGCGAACUGCUUUGUGAUCCACGUGGACGGGCAGAUUUCCGUCUUUUUCUGAAAAAGGAAUUCAGUGGUGAGAAUCUGGCAUUUUGGGAGGCAUGUGAAGAUCUAAAAUGGGGGGCUGCAGCUACAAUGCAAGAGAAAGCCCAGCAGAUCUACAAGACUUUCCUGGCUCGUGGAGCACCUCGUUGGAUCAACAUAGAUGGAAAGACCAUGGAGAUCACUGUGAAGGGUCUGGCUCACCCACAUCGCUAUGUCCUGGAUGCUGCCCAGACUCACAUCUACAUGCUCAUGAAGAAGGAUUCGUAUGGGCGAUAUCUGAAGUCCUCUGUCUUUAAGGACACCCAGAGAAAGGCUAUUGCUCCCGAGCCACACAAAUUCAGUGAUGCUCAGCUGGAGCAGAAUGCCAAGAAACGGAGGCCCAGCCUGAGUCCCAUUAUCCUGAGGCAGCAGGAAGAGGCACAAAAAGCCAAGUUGGCUGCCAGCGGCCCUGUGGACAUCACACAGGUUAUGAGCAAAUUGGCACAGAAAAAAAUGAGCAAAUAAAUAUAGCUACAGAUUUUUUUGUCGUCAUAGUUAAACACCUUUUGCUAUGACUGCUACUAGUUUUUCAGCACUUUACUCUGUAAAAUCUUAAGAACGUAGACGACUAGAUAUUUAAUAGAUGCAUCUUUAAUCGUAUGGUCUAUUAGGUAAGGAUAAUAAUUCUUUGGUUAGAUUCUCAUUUCUCACUUGUAACUCAGUACCAUUUCAGUUAGGUUGACUGUAGCUAUUGAAUAAUACGCUUGAGAUUAGGUGAAUAACUAAAUAAUAAGCUGAGGCUUUAAGAAUUCAUUUCAUUCAUAGCCCACAUUUCUUUCAUUGUUCAGAAGUGUCAUGAGAAGAUUUGUGUUAUGUCAGAUUCUGUCAUUUUGUGUUUAAACAUCAUCACUUGCAAGUAGUCCCAUUUGCAUACUCUCUGUCCAUUUCUGUGUUAUUUUCCAUCCAUCAAAUAAAGUUAUACAUAUUUUCCCAAA
Molecule: messenger RNA, 2075 nt
Organism: Tachysurus vachellii
Lineage: Eukaryota; Metazoa; Chordata; Actinopteri; Siluriformes; Bagridae
Product: regulator of G-protein signaling 9-like
Exons: 18
Coding region: 157-1605 (482 amino acids)
Biological process (GO): regulation of G protein-coupled receptor signaling pathway; intracellular signal transduction; G protein-coupled receptor signaling pathway
Source: RefSeq, a predicted model, not a curated record